Lactuca virosa is the source of this 1425-nucleotide messenger RNA. NCBI's taxonomy places the organism in Eukaryota, Viridiplantae, Streptophyta, Magnoliopsida, Asterales, Asteraceae. The record is from the annotation of a GenBank genome assembly.
AUGCUCUUCCUAGGAAAAUGCAAUCAACUUCUUCAAGUUCCACUUCUUCAACAGCUAACAGUAGCAGCCACCAUUGGUUUCCGGUUCUAUUCUUCAGAUUUGGAGUUUGAAAUCAAGAAAAUUACUAAAAUCAUCAACGACCAUCCUUUUCCCGAUCAACCCAUUCAUCCAAAACUUUCCCAAAUUAUCCCUUCAACCACCAUUUCAACUUCCUUUGUAGAAAAUGUUCUUGGCCAUCUCUUUGCAUCCCACUCUAAUGGCCUUAAAGCCUUUGAAUUCUUCAAAUUCUCCCUCCAGUUUUCCCAAUUCUGUCCCACUUCAGAUGCAUUUGAAAAAACACUUCAUAUAUUAACUCGAAUGCGGAAUUUCAACAAGGCGUGGGAGUUGAUAGAAGAAAUUCAUAAAACACACCCUUCCUUGCUUACCCUCAAAUCCAUGAGCAUCAUGUUAUCAAGAAUCGCAAAGUUUCAAUCUUUUGAAGAAACCCUUGAAGCGUUUCAGAAAUUGGAGGAUAAAUUUUCUGAUCACAAGCAAUUUGGUACAGAUGAAUGCAAUCUUCUCCUUCGAGCAUUCUGCACACAGAGGCAAAUGAAGGAAGCGAAGUCAGUAUUCAACAAGCUAUAUUCCCGAUUCUCCCCCACAACCAAAACAAUGAAUAUUUUGCUUCUUGGAUUUAAAGAAUCUGGUGAUGUCACUUCUGUAGAGCUUUUCUACCAUGAGAUGAUUCGAAGAGGUUUCAAGCCCAACAUUGUAACUUACAACAUCAGAAUUGAUUCUUACUGCAAAAGAGGAAUUGCUCACAACACAACCUAUGCACAACAACUGUUCGAUGAAAUACCUAAGAGAAACCUACUCCCAGAUUCUGGUGUCUACAACGCCUUAAUGAAUGCUUUCAUCAGAUCACGUGACAUCGACUCUGCAACUAAAUUGAUGGAUGAAAUGGAAGCUAAUAAUCUUCUUCAUGACAACAUUACAUUUCAUACAAUGUUCUCAGGAUUGAUGAAGUCAACUGGAAUCGAUGGUGUUCUAGAGCUUUAUCACAAGAUGAUCAGUAGAAACUUUGUCCCCAAAUCAGAAACGGUUGUAAUGUUAAUGAAACUUUUCUGCAAAAAUCAUGAAGUUGAUGAUGCCAUGGGUUUUUGGAGGUACUUAAUUGAUAAAGGCUAUUGUCCACAUAGUCAUGUUGUUGAUGUUCUUGUGAGAAGCCUGUAUUCUCAUGGAAGAGUAGAAGAAGCUUUUGACUGCUCUUUACAGAUUCUUGAAAGAGGGAGACAUUUAAGCAAGACUUGUUUUCGUGUUUUAGAGAGACAUUUAGAGAUGGGUAAUGAAGAUAAAUUAAAAAAACUCAAUAAGAUGAUAAAAAAUCUACAAACUGUUAUACCCCCAUCAAAAGGGCAUGCAAGUGGUAUUUCUAGUGUAAUAUAG